AUGGACGCGUCAUCAGUAUUGAGCGACGACGACUACGACUUCAUUUCUCCGACUGGAAGUGUUGCCGACCUUGCAGCCUAUGACUCUAUUGUCGAGCCUCCCCCGUUGGCAGCAGCUCAAGAUACAUUCAACACCGUUCAAUUGUCCGCUCAAGACUGCAUGGACAUUGCCUCUAGAAGCUUGGGCAUUGAUACGACUUCCCAAACCAAGACAAAGCGAAUUUAUGUAGAUGGUGUGUUUAAUAAUCUGAGUGUAAGAGAUGUCUUGCAACUGAGGCAAAUCAAGCUUUCUUUUCCUUCUGUCCACCUUGUGGCAGGCGUCUUUUCCGACGUGACUUGCGAACUUUUUGGCAUGUCAGGAAUGUCCCCACAAGUGGAGAGAGCUGAGGUCUUGCGGCACUGUCGCUGGAUCGACGAAGUACUUGCAGAGGAUGGGCCUUGCCCCAUAAACUCGGACUUCGUCAACAAGCACAAGUUUGACUACGUCGCUGUUGAAGAGGGAGCGACAGUUGAUCCGACAUAUCAUAAGCUACGGGUGAAGGGGUACGACGAAAUGAAGAGAAGUGGCAUUGUGCUAUCGACUAGAAGGACAACCGGAACUGUGGGUACCACUCCAACUCCAGCUCGCUCUCCGUUAUCCACUUCGCCUGUGCCAUUGAUUCCAGAGACUCCUGAACCGAUUGAUGUUUAUGGAAUUGGUAUCUGA
This is a messenger RNA of Mycena indigotica, 705 nucleotides long. RefSeq lists its product as uncharacterized. Lineage: Eukaryota; Fungi; Basidiomycota; Agaricomycetes; Agaricales; Mycenaceae. The coding region runs from base 1 to 705 and encodes 234 amino acids. Gene Ontology annotation, molecular function: phosphatidylcholine binding; choline-phosphate cytidylyltransferase activity. The record is from RefSeq and is a predicted model, not a curated record. Gene Ontology annotation, cellular component: nuclear envelope. The transcript is spliced from 3 exons. Gene Ontology annotation, biological process: CDP-choline pathway.